This is a messenger RNA of Nematostella vectensis (starlet sea anemone), 2062 nucleotides long. RefSeq names its product E3 ubiquitin-protein ligase KCMF1. The record is from RefSeq and is a predicted model, not a curated record. Gene Ontology annotation, molecular function: zinc ion binding. Gene Ontology annotation, biological process: synaptic signaling. The coding region runs from base 228 to 1409 and encodes 393 amino acids. The transcript has 6 exons. NCBI's taxonomy places the organism in Eukaryota, Metazoa, Cnidaria, Anthozoa, Actiniaria, Edwardsiidae. Gene Ontology annotation, cellular component: plasma membrane.
GCCUGCGCAUUGAUGUGUCGGCCAAGUUGAUCGGGACGUAGAGAUUCGCUCCUCGCAUUUAUCCAAGCUUGUAAGCUUGUUAGAGCUGUAACUAAACUACGAAAAUACCUUUUAUGGCAUUCAUAGGAAAUAUUAUCCAAUGAACUUGUUCUGGAGUCCAAAAGUGACGUUUUCUAGUCCCAGAAGAGCCAAGAAAAAAGACACAAGUUGGGGGACAUAUAAGAGUUAUGUCUCGACACGAAGGUGUCAGUUGUGAUUCAUGUAACAAGGGUAAUUUCCGUGGCAAAAGAUUCAAAUGUUUAAUAUGUUAUGACUACGAUUUGUGUGCAACUUGCUUUGAAAAUGGAGUGACUACAACACGCCACACAGCCGAUCAUCCAAUGCAGUGUAUUUUGACCAGAGCUGACUUUGACUUGUACUAUGGAGGGGAGGCCUUCACCGCUGAUCAGCCCCAGUCAUUCACGUGCCCCUACUGUAGCAAGAUAGGGUUCACAGAGGCUCUUUUAUUGGAGCAUGUCACAUCGGAGCACUCAGAUGCCUCACUAGAAGUGGUAUGUCCAGUGUGUGCUGCUUUACCUGGAGGGGACCCAAACUAUGUGACAGAUGACUUUGCAGCACAUCUUACCUUGGGCCAUCGAACACCCAGGGACUUAGAUGAACCAGGAACUGCCCGACAUGUGAGAAGAAUGUUCCACCCUGGCCGGGGUGUAAGCGGCCCAAGACCUCCACGUCCAAGAGCAGGUGCAAUGAACUUCAGUAGCUCAUCAAGCAGUGGGUCUGGUGCCACCACAUCACUCUCUUCCACAUCUAGCUUCCGUGAGAGCAUGGACCCCAUUGCAGAGCUGUUAUCCCAGUUAUCAGGGGUGCGGCGCGCUGCCCAGCAAGCACAGCCCCCCGUCCAGUCACAGCUACAGCUACUACAGCAGCAGUUACAGCUAGAGCGGCAACAGGUGCAGCAGACUAGGGAGAGACUGGAGCGACUUCCACAGCGACGACAGAUGGCAGCCAGCAGUACUCAAAGCUCUGCUUCGGCAACUACUCAAGAAUCCAACAGCUCCUCCAAUUCACAGUUUCUUCUGUCAAGAGCCAAUGAGCCUGCAUUAUCUGAGAGCGACCAAGAGGAGCUAGAAGAACAGAGAGCAGAUAGAGCCAUGUUUGUGCAAGAUUUAAUAGUAUCCACCCUUGGAUCUGCACUCAGAAAACAGCAAUUUGCUGAUCGGCAAGAUUCCAUAGAGGAUGAGUUCACACAAUUAACCCUUCAUCAAGGCAGUAUAGAAAGAGGUGCAGCCGGAGGGGCAAGCUUUGAGUACCACAAGCCAGAUAACCAUGCUCUGGAAUCUGAUCCAGACCCUAGUAAUCAGGACAUUGAAAUCAUUAAUCUAGAAACAGAGGAUGAUAAGGAAUCCUAGCGCAAUAUUUGUCUUCAAGACCUAUCUGUCUGGAAAAGAAGACAUUGUUCCAUUGUGGUUGGCACUGGAGAUGAAUUUCCAUAUCAAGGCACUCUGCCUGUUUGACUCCAACAAGUCAUACAACUAGUAAACCAAUGAACGGCAGGUUAUGAACCAAUAAAAAGAACAGUAGUUACUUGAAUGAGUAGUAGGCAUCCUACCUAAAUGCAAAUGUGCUUUCUAGUUUUUCAUGUUAUUUUUUUUUUGUCAAGUAAUUGUUGCUUAUUGUUUUUAUCCUUUUCCUGAAGACUCCAAUUACGUAAAGUUGGUCUGUAGCCACCAUUCUGCCAGCCUAGAAAAAUACCAAGUGUGAGGAAGCAUCCAUUUUCAUCACCUUAUUUGGGAGGCUUUUGAAUUCUUUUUAUUGAAUUUGGUAAAUGAAGUAUUCUUCAAAGAAGGUAUGGUUUACUAGAGCUUGUUUAUCACUUGGAGCACUUAAAGUAGUGCACUUGCAUACAUGCUUGAUUUCUCUUCUCUCUAUUUAAUGUGCAAUUAGUAAUUUCAAACCUUUUUUCAGUGCACAUUGAAGACUUGCUAAACUGUAGCUUAUGAUGUGCAAAUAUAGUUAAACGUGAAGGUGAGAGCUAGGUUAUACAAUAAAUAAUUGAAUUCUA